Eruca vesicaria subsp. sativa (arugula) is the source of this 468-nucleotide messenger RNA. The record is from the annotation of a GenBank genome assembly. NCBI's taxonomy places the organism in Eukaryota, Viridiplantae, Streptophyta, Magnoliopsida, Brassicales, Brassicaceae.
AUGUUGACUGCACCAAAAAACAAGGAUUCUGCUCGGCCUCUUUUUGAUGCCAAAGAUAUUGUUCCCUUUUACUUUGAUGAGUGUCCUAAGAUAUUUCCCGUCGGAGGUUGGUAUUCUUGGCUAUCGCGUGUUCGCAGAAUUCUGCGUUAUCCCAAAUACGACGGGAAGUAUCUGCGAACUCGACUAGCAGAGGAAGAACUUCUUGGAGAUAAAAGACUUGACGAGACACUCACAAACAUUGUUAUACCUGCCUUCGACAUUAAGAAACUUGAACCAGUUAUCUUCUCCUCUUACGAGGUGAAGGGUCAAAGUAGCUUGAACGUCAAGUUAUCAGACAUUUGUCUUGCCACAUCAGCCGCUCCUACUGUUUUACCUCCUCAUCAAUUUUCCAGUGUAGAUAACGAGACAGAGUUUAACCUCAUCGACGGUGGUGUUGCUGCUAAUAACCCUGUAAAACACCUUUCCUAG